Amoebophrya sp. A120 is the source of this 2255-nucleotide messenger RNA. The record is from the annotation of a GenBank genome assembly. Lineage: Eukaryota; Dinophyceae; Syndiniales; Amoebophryaceae.
ACAACUCGUUCUUGUUCCUCUCCUAUUGAGGCAGAUGAAACCAUCGUUCGGCUAGCACGAGAGCACUUACCACGUACGAUCACCGCUGAAUUACUAUUGGACGCGGUAACCACUCCGAAAAUCAUUUACCAUGCAGGUAAAUUUAAAUCUAUUGAAAUCUUGCAGGACCACUCCAUCAAUGUUUGUUAGACUCUGAUCCAUCGAGCUGACCCUUGUUCGAUAUCUGUUUUCGUUUUCGAGCGGAGCGAUUCAUUCUUCUUUCGUAGGUCGACACCUCUAGGAGAUUUUUUUCUUUACCGCCUCACAGUGAUAGCUGCACUGACUACGUGUACGUUUGGCUAUCUUCUGGCAAGUAAGUACGUAAGAAGGCGUAGCGGACCGCAGACAGCGCUGUUAAAAAUUCUGUUGAAGUUCUGGAGCUGGUCUCUCCUUUGGGGGCAGCAUACCACGCGGCAGCCCGGAUUGGAGUGACGCAAGGGGAGCAAAGGAGAACCUGUUGUCGACUGCCUUCCCAGUGGUACAUCUCUUGGCCAACUGUCCCAGCUAACGUGAAAAGUCCAAUCCCGCAGGACGGCAAACGUGAGUCUGCACUAGACCGAAACCUUCUGAAAAACAAACGACAAGAGCUGUUUUCAGAAUUGGAAUUGUGUCCUCCUUCGCUCUGGUGGAGCACGAGUACGACUAGCAAAGGCGACAUCUACUUGACACAAGAUGGCACAGGAAGAGAACCGAAAGCUGUGCCAGGCGGCACACAAGGGCAUCAUGGAUGGGGAGAACGGGGUGAAAUUUUUCACGUCCGAACUGUUGAGAAGACAAGGUGACCUGGACUUCAGCGAGAAACCCUACUACCGAACGGCGUUCCACGAGGCAAUAUCCAUGAACCGGGAACCAGUAGCGAAGUUCUUGCUCGACAAAAACGUCAGCAUGAACUGCACGGACUACCUGGGGAGGACGCCGCUCCACGAUGCAUCGUACCAACCUUAGUAGCACUUUCUCAACCAGUUGUUGACCACAAUUUUUUGUGAUGCAUCUACUUCACGUAGUAGUUCUUUUCGUUGACGUUUCGCCGUCAAAGUUCGAGGGCGGUUCUUGCAACGGGCAAAUGGUGCACAGUUGGCAUUGAUAAGCAAAAGUGAAGUUUUGAUUUCUCCCUUCAGGUUCUACGGGUAUCAAGAUUUGGUAAACUUGCUGCUGGACAAGAAGGCAGAAAUAAAGCAGGACGACGAAGGAAGAACACCACUGUACUGAAAAAUACUUUUCCGCUGUACUAGCAUCUUGAAAGUGAAAGCAUAGAAGCUCUUCGUGAAAAACUUGUUUCCCUGAUGUACUAGUGCUUACCUUGGGUAGUUUCCGGACUAAGAUCUUACAACCCAAUUCAGGUUUCGGGCCGUCGAAGCGCAGCGAUGGCAGAUAGCAAAGACACUAAUAGAAAAGGGAUGCGACGCGAAUGUCACCGACAAGCACGGAUGCACCGUACAGAUAUAAGCUUUGUUCUUCAUAACGGCUUUGCUUUUCUUUACAGAAUACGGUCUUUUUUUAAAAAUAAUGCUUCAGGCUCACAAUUCCGAACGAUGUACUAUGUGUGCAUGCUCGAAUUGCUCAUUGUCAUUUCCAAUGUUCAGGCUUACCACAUGGCGGCGUUCAAGGGUUUAGGAACGCAAAGCUGGUGGCUCUACUGCAAAGGGGCCUGGAAGAAUCGAUUUGCGUUGGAAGACAUGCCAAAAGGUAUUCUCUUUUCUUUUUGCUUGUUGCUUGCGUAUGGGUAUGCGUACGAAAAGGAAUAAACGGAUAUGUACGCAUGACAGACGCACACGCAGUUUGCUACUAAGAUGGAAGUAAGUGCCAGAACGGAGUGUGAACCUUUUCCACUAAAUUUUUCACAGAUCAAGCAGCAGCCCCGCCUGCCCCAGCAGAGGUGCCGGCUCCCUCAGCGGAAGGCGGUUAGGCUUCCAGCGGAGGAUUCUUGUCCGAGAUAUCGACUGUAAAAUGAACCUGUCCACUUUCAAGUUUACAAAUGUUUACAUCGCUCGAAAAUGAAAAACGCUCUCAGGUAGAGUGCAAGGAGUUGAGUAGAUUUAGAAUAGUUGUUAUACGCAGAUGAAAGCAGUACGCAAACGGAAAUAAAUGCAAUCGCGCAUGAAAGCUUUCUGUACAUACGCUGUGCGCGAAAAAGAAAUUUUACUUGUAUGAUUGCUGGUGUACUACAUCAUCGCAAAAGUCCGUACAACUGUAUCCACACGCUUGGCGAAUAUGAC